AAUCAGAUAACAAUAGCGAUAAAAUCUUGUGUUGUCUGCCUGUUAACCGUAAAAUUCCUAAUGUAAACCAUUCAUUUCAAAUUAUCGAUAGGAAGGAUACGUAUGCUCCUGAAAAGUUCAAAUUUUUAAAAGCCGAAAUGAGCCAAAAUGGUGGAAGCAUUGUUAUUUUAUCUUCUUUGGUAAUUGAAGAUUUAACUGAAAAGAAAGGAGCCUCUAUUGAAAAAAAAGAAAAAU
Messenger RNA from Ambispora leptoticha, 234 nucleotides. The record is from the annotation of a GenBank genome assembly. Lineage: Eukaryota; Fungi; Glomeromycota; Glomeromycetes; Archaeosporales; Ambisporaceae.